Heterocephalus glaber (naked mole-rat) is the source of this 8556-nucleotide messenger RNA. RefSeq names its product MALT1 paracaspase (gene Malt1). Gene Ontology annotation, molecular function: cysteine-type endopeptidase activity. Lineage: Eukaryota; Metazoa; Chordata; Mammalia; Rodentia; Bathyergidae. The record is from RefSeq and is a predicted model, not a curated record. Gene Ontology annotation, biological process: proteolysis; innate immune response; positive regulation of canonical NF-kappaB signal transduction.
CCUCUGUUCCCGGGGCAAACCUGUCUCGUGGGGCGGCUGCGGAGCUUCCUCCCUUGCGGGACGCUCAGUGCCGCCCGAGUUCUCCUUCCGCCCUGCCUCGGCAUCUCCGAGGCGGACUAGGGACUAGCGGAAGGUUCGCGGAGCCGAGCCAAGACGCAGCCAGCGGGAGCCGCGGUGGGGUCGCCGGCGUGUGCCAUGUCGCUGUGGGGGGAGCCGCUGCAGGCCCCGCUGCCCCCGGCCGCGCCCUCGGGGCCGCCACUCGCCGCUCAGGCCUGGACGACCGUCAGCAACCUGCGAGAGCCGCUGCUGCGGAGGCUCAGCGAGUGCUUGGACCGCGCGCCCGAGGGCCGGGGCUGGAGGCGGCUGGCCGAGCUGGCGGGCAGUCGGGGGCGCCUCCGGCUCAGUUGUCUGGACCUGGAGCAGUGUUCUCUUAAGGUAUUGGAGCCUGAAGGAAGCCCAAGCCUGUGUUUACUGAAACUAAUGGGUGAAAAAGGUUGUACAGUCACGGAAUUGAGCGACUUCUUGCAGGCUAUGGAACAUACUGAGCUUCUUCAGCUUCUCAGCCCCCCAGGGAUAAAGAUCACUCUAAACCCAGAGUCAAAGGCAGUCUUGGCUGGACAGUUUGUGAAACUAUGUUGCCGGGCAACUGGACAUCCUUUUGUACAAUACCAGUGGUUCAAAAUGAAUAAAGAGAUUCCAUAUGGAAAUGCAUCAGAACUUAUUUUUAACGCAGUGAGUGUAAAGGAUACUGGCUUCUAUGUCUGUCGUGUUAAUAAUAAUUCUACAUUUGAAUUCAGCCAGUGGUCACAGCUAGAUGUUUGUGAAGUGACAGAAGUAACAGAAACCUUCCAAAAACAUUGGGAUGAAUCCAAGUUGCAAAUCUGUGUUGAACCAAAGUCCCAGAAGCUAAUGCCAGGAAGCACAUUGGUUUUACAGUGUGUUGCUAUUGGAAGCCCUAUUCCUCACUACCAGUGGUUCAAAAAUGAAUCACCACUAACACAUGAGACAAAAAAGGUAUACAUGGUGCCUUAUGUGGAUUUGGAACAUCAAGGAACCUACUGGUGUCAUGUAUAUAAUGAUCGAGAUAGUCAAGACAGUAUGAAGGUAGAAAUCAUCAUAGGAAGAACAGAUGAGGCAGUGGAGUGCACUGAAGAUGAAUUAAGUAAUUUUGGCCAUUCUGACAAUAAAGAGCAAACAACUGACCAGUCUUUGGCAAAAGACAAAGUUGCUCUUUUGAUAGGAAAUAUGAAUUACUGGGAACACCCCAAGCUUAAAGCUCCCUUGGUGGAUGUGUAUGAGCUGACCAACUUGUUAAGACAGCUGGAUUUCAAAGUCGUUUCAUUGCUGGAUCUAACCGAAUAUGAGAUGCGUAAUGCUGUGGAUGAAUUCUUACUACUUUUAGACAAAGGAGUGUAUGGUUUACUGUAUUAUGCAGGACAUGGUUAUGAAAACUUCGGGAACAGCUUUAUGGUCCCUGUUGAUGCUCCAAAUCCAUAUAGAUCUGAAAAUUGUCUGUGUGUACAAAAUAUACUGAAGUUGAUGCAAGAAAAAGAAACUGGACUCAAUGUGUUCUUGUUGGAUAUGUGUCGGAAAAGAAAUGACUAUGAUGAUACCAUUCCAAUCUUGGAUGCACUCAAAGUCACUGCCAAUAUCGUGUUUGGAUAUGCCACGUGUCAAGGAGCAGAAGCUUUUGAAAUCCAGCAUUCUGGAUUGGCAAAUGGAAUCUUUAUGAAAUUUUUAAAAGAUAGAUUACUUGAAGACAAGAAAAUUACUGUGUUACUAGAUGAAGUUGCAGAAGAUAUGGGCAAAUGUCACCUUACCAAAGGUAAACAGGCUCUGGAGAUUCGAAGCAGUUUGUCUGAAAAGAGAGCACUCACUGAUCCGAUUCAAGGGACAGCUUCUUCUGCAGAGUCUCUGGUGCGGAAUCUGCAGUGGGCCAAGGCUCAUGAACUUCCGGAAAGCAUGUGUCUUAAAUUUCAAUGUGGUGUUCAGAUUCAAUUAGGAUUUGCAGCUGAGUUUUCCAACGUCAUGAUAAUCUAUACAAGUAUAGUCCAUAAACCACCUGAGAUAAUAAUGUGUGAUGCCUAUGUUACUGAUUUUCCACUUGACCUAGAUAUUGACCCAAAAGAUGCAAAUAAAGGGACUCCGGAGGAAACUGGCAGCUACUUAGUAUCAAAGGAGCUGCCCAAGCACUGCCUCUACACAAGACUCAGCUCCCUGCAAAAAUUAAAGGAACAUCUGAUCUUUACAGUGUGUUUAUCAUAUCAGUACUCAGGACUGGAGGACACUGUGGAAGAGAAACAGGAAGUGAAUGUUGGGAAGCCUCUCAUUGCUAAGUUAGACAUGCACCGAAGUCUGGGCAGGAAGACUUGCUAUCAGACAUGCCUGAUGUCUGACGGGCCAUACCACAGCUCCACACCUGCCUCUGGGGGAACAGGGCAUUAUCCUUCAUCUCAGGACUCAUUCCAUGGUGUCUACCAUUCACAUCUUGGUAAUUCCGAGAGCGUUAUGCCAUCCGACAGAUGUCAUUGCAGCCGGACUCCUAAUGCAUUUAUUUCAAGUUAUCACACCCAUCAUUUUUCCUGUGGGCUUGCUAGGAGUAACAUGCCAGUGGAGACAACCGAUGAAAUGCCAUUCAGUUUCUCUGAUGGGCUCAGGAUUUCUGAAAAGUGACCUUGUUUUUAAAGAUCCGCAUAAUUAUUAGAUGCCUCACAUGAAAUAGUACUUAUAUAAAAUGAGGCACUGUGAAAAGUCAAGUAAGUAUAUAUGAAGAGAAAAUUGGUAACAACUGUUUCAUAGGCUGUGAGAUAAUGGAAUUACGUUAUUUAACCACAGACUUCCUCUUGCCUUUUUUUUUUUUCAUUUUUUGGACUUGUUAAUUUAAUGCUUUGUUCUGUGAGAAUGAAGUAUGGAUGUAUGUAUAUAGGUGUACAUAACAAAAAUAUUUUUAUUUUGCCUACUCUGAAGUGAGAGGAGUGGGAAUAGCGUUACUGUAGAAUAAGUAAAUCAUUGUACUUUUAAUACCAGAAGAAAUCCUGUUGAUCAUCAGGCCUAACCUAGUUUUAUUGAAACAGAUUGAGUCCUCUUGUCUAAGUUAGAGUUGGCACAGGACUGAGACCUCUAGAAUUCUAUUCUAGUAAUUUUUCCACUACAUACUACCUUCUUAAUGGGUUCUAAGACACAAUUUUAUUUUUGACAGGAAGGAAAGAGGGAAAUGCAUAUCUGUAUUAUCUUGAGUAAUGUACAGGCCUUGAUUUGUGAUUCUAAGACUUCGGUGCAAGUGUCAGUUAAGAGGUUUGUAUACAAAUCUUAUGCAGAACAGGCUUACAUUUCUUGUUUGUGAGUCAUGAAAGCACAUGAGAGAUGAUGAAAUAUUUGUCUAUGUUAAAGCUAGACAGCAGAGGUUAAAAAUAGAGAUGUAACUGGAUAGUUUGGGUAGCUGCUUAUUUGAAUCUUCCAGACAUUGAAAGUGUCUUCCUUGAUAACAUGUAUUUCCUUCUUGAAUUUUACAGGUCUUAAGAGAGAAAAUUCUUAUCACUUGUGGUUCUACCUAAAAGCAGACUUAAAAGACAAGUGGCAGUAAAACGGGAAAUAAUUGAAUUAGUAACUUUAAAUGGGCUUAGGAGGUAAUAUCCUUAUCAUAUUUGGUCCUUGCUAAAAGCAAGUUUAAAGGGCAACUGGAAAGCUGGGCUUGGUGGCACAUGCCCAUAGUCCCAGGACUCUAAGAGUCUUGAGGCCAGAGAAUAGCAAGUUUGAGCCCAGCAUGGGCAACUUAGUGACUUAGUGAGACCCUGUCUCAAAAUACAAAGGGGCUCAGUAUGAAGUCCCUAGGUUCAAUCCCAGGGCACAUAGGUGUGGAAAGGCAGUGACCCAUAGAAAAGGAAGAGAUUGAGUUAGUAAUUUUUAAAGCCCCAAAAGAAAAUCCCAGGCCCAGAUGCUCUACCACUAAAUUCUACCAGACAUUAAAAUUAUACCAGCUCUUAGCAAAUUCUCCCCAAAAGAGGAAGGUAUACUUCCCAACUCAUCCUGUGAGCUCAUUGUUCCCCUGACACCAAAGUUAGACAAGAAAGCUAUAGCUAUAAUCCUAGCCCCUGGGAGCUAAGGCAAGAAGAUUGGGAAUUUGAGGCCAGCCCAAGCUACAUAGUGAGUUCAAGACAAACCUGGACUACAUAGGGAGACCUUUUCUCAAAAGGGGUGGGGGGACCAUAGGAAAACCAUAGACCAAUAUCCUGUAAAAAUCAUUAACAAAGUACAGGCAAACUGAAUCCAGCAAUAUGGGAAAAGGUUUAUAUACAAUGAUCUAGUGACAUUUUUCCCAGAAAUUAAAAGAUUGGUUUAGCAUCCAAAAGUCAUUUAAACUGGUAUACACUCAGUUCUCAUUAAUGUUCUCUAAAGUCCCACGAACACUGAGCGAGUGAAUAUGGAGUCGUUGCUCCUAGGGAUGGGUGUGCAUAUAUGCACUUGUGCAUGAACACCUCUGUCUCAGAGUCCUAGUAACAAUUCAUCCUGGCAGAUUCUGGCGUUUUCUUUAUUUUACAGAAGUGAAAAUGAGGUUUACAGGCAUUCAGUGAUGUGCCUGAGGCUGGAAUUUAAACCCUGUCCAACUUGCCCCAGAGCCAGAGCUUCUUGCACCGAACUGCGCCUUCCCCCUUCCCUCUUCCUCCAUCAUCACCUUCCCCUGUCAUCUCUGUGAGAGCUGGAGCAAGGAGUUUGGCAUUGCUGUGUUCGGCAUUGCUUGGAACAUGUGUAUUGGGUGAUUCAGAUUUUUCACUGGUCUGUACGUGUCCACAAAUCACUACAAAAGUUCCACAAGUCCUGGUGGGGGUGUAAUUUUAAUAAGUUUGUAAAUUCAUAUUUACAUAAUUGUAAAUAGUGUAGUUGCAACUAUACCACAAUAAUAAUGGACAAAACCCACAUAGAUUGCUUAGUAGAUGCAAAAAAAAUUGAUAAAAUCCACCCUUUCAUGGUAACAACAUUAAACUAGUAAUAAAAGGGACCUUCCUCAGCAUAUUACAUCAUCCACAAAAAAACCCACACUGAGGGUCAUAAUGGGGGCAGACUGAGUGCUGAAUGUUUUUGCUCUUAAGAUCAGGAAUAAGGCUGGGGAUUUAGCUCAGUGGUUUCGCCACCUGCUGCACAAGCACAAGGACCCAAGUUCGAUCCCCGGUACCAAAAAAAAAAAAAAAAAAAGAUCAGGAAUAAGACCAAAAAUGACACUAGGGAAAAGGCAGGUAAAGAGGGGUAGGUGGGGGGUGAUCAGAAUACGUUAUAUACUUCUGCAAAUCUGCCAAAAUGAAGAGCAUAAAAGACAAGUGGGGAGGGGGAAAGAUAUUCACCCUAACCACUUCUGUUCAGCAUUAUACUUGAGGUUUUAGCCAGGGCUUAAAAAAUAAAUAAAAGCCGUGUGUAUUGGAAAAGAAACAAAACUAUAGGUUGAACACUCCUAAUUCUGUGCUUACAUGGUAUCACAACUGGAAAAUUCCAUACCUGAUCUCAUAUAGGAGGUCACAGUCAAAGAGACACUAAAACUGUUGCAUAAAAUUAGCCUUCAGGCUAUGUAUACCAAGUACAUGUAAAAGCAAAUAAUUCCAAGUUUGAGUCCCAUCCCCAGUGUGUCUCAUGUAUAUGCAAAUAAUCCAGAAUCUGAAACACUUCACAGGACGUUGGAUGAGUGAUAACUGUGUAUAUAUUCACAGAUGACACUGUAUGUGAAAAUUAUAGGGAAUUCAUUUAAAAACAAGCUCAGCAGGUUGUGGGAUACAAGAUCAACAUCAGUAUUGUUUGUAUACUAAAAGAACAUUCAAAAAAAAUUUUUUUGAGACAGUCUUGCUCUGUAGGUUCAGGCUAUACUUGAGCUCACUAUGUAGCCCAAGCUGGCCUCAAACUUUGGGCAAUCCUCCUGCCUCAGCCUCCCUAGUGCUGGGAUUACUGGCAUGCACCACCACUCCCAGCUCCAAAAUUCUAUUCAUAAUAGCAUCCAGAAGUAUAAAACAUUGUUGUAGGGCUGGGGAUUUAGCUCAGUGGUUCUGCCACCUGCCUCGCAAGUGCAAAGUUCUGAGUUUGAUCCCUGGUACCAAAAAAAAAUUAUUGUAACAAAUAAGAUAUGAAUAAAUGGAAGGACGUCCAUUUUCAUGGAUUGAAGCACGAUAUUAAUAUGACAAUUCUUCCCAAGUUCAUUUACUAAUUGACCAUAAUUCCUGUCAAAAUCCCAGCCAGAUUUCUUACAGAAAUUGGCAGGUUAAUAAUAAAAUUUAUAAGGAAAUAUAAGGACCCAGAAAAGCCCCCACCCAAAAUUUGAAAAACAAGAUGGGAAGACUUUGUCUCAUCAAUUUCAAAACUUAAAAAGCUACAAUAAUCAAGACAAUGUAGGUAUAUGGGUAGACAUAGGUAUAGAACUGAGAAUCCAGAAAAAAAAGCCCUAUACUUUUCUGACUUUCAACAAGAUGCCAGUACCAUUCAGAGAGGAAAGAGAUGUGACAGCUAGUAGUAGUUACAUGCAAAAGUACUCUCGUAAUACUACCGAUAAAUCUCAAAGUGGGUCGCAGACUUUAUAAAAGCUAAAACUUUUAGAAGAAAACAGAAGUAAAUCUUUGUGACCUUGAGCUAAGUAAGUUUCUUGGAUACAACACCAAAAUCACAAGCAACAAGGAAAAGAGAUGGAAUGGGACUAUCAGGUUUAACUUGUAAUUUAAUGGCACCGUUAAAAAAAUGAAAAGAGGGCUGGGGAUUUAGCUCAGUGUUUCUGCUGCCUGCCUCGCAAGCAGAAUGACCCAAAUUUGAUCCCUGGUACCAAAAAAAAAAUGAAAAGACAGCCCUUAGAGUGACAGAAAUGUUUUUGAAAAAAUUAUAUAUCUGGUAAGAGACUUGUAAAGAACUCAGCGUAAUAAGAUAGAUAUUUGCAUUACUUAAUUGUGGUUACCAUAGAGCAGCACCAUUGGGUGAAGUUUCUGAUGACGAAAUGUUCUGUAUCUGUGUGCCCAGUGUGACACCCCCGGCCCCCACGUGUGGUUGUGCAGUUGCAACAUAGCUAGUGUCUCCUGGAAGUUUUUGAUGUAAACAGCCACGUACAGCUAGUGUCCUCCAUGGUGGAAGAGCACUGGAAGGUAGAGUAAAGGAAAUUUUACGUUUCAUGUUAUACCUUCCUAUUUGCAUUUUUUUUAAAUAUAAGCAUGUAUUGUACUUACUAUUUUAAUACAACUAAGAAAAGGUACACUUUUUGUCAGCCAUGUUUUUAUUUUACUUAUAUAUGUCAUUUGCUUUAUAAUAUUGAGAUGAUAGGGUUGGAAUUUGGGAAAGAUAACUUGUCAAUACCAAUUAGAAUGUGAGAGAGAAAAAUUAAGAGAGUUUAAAAUAGUGGAAGUACUUGAGCAAUUAAAGAUUCACCUAGACCCAAAACAAAUAUUUGAUGCUGGAAAAAAAGAUAUUUUCUGGAAGGUAGAUAAAAAUAUUUUUAAAGUAGCAAUUAUAAAUUAACAUGCUUUCAGGGAUGUAGCACAAGGUCCUGAGUUUGAUUCCCCAGUACUGGAAAAAGAAAAAAGAAGUCACAUGCUUUCUAAUAAAAGAACACAUCUCAGCACAUGAGAUUUGAGUAUCAAACAUUGAACUGUUACCGAUACAGUGAUGAACAGGUGAAAUAAGAGAGGGUAAGCCUUAGGAAAGAAAAUUUUUAAAGACUACUGACACAGGAUGAGGCAGGAGGAUCGCCAUGAGUUCAAGGCCAGCCUGGGCUACAUAGACCCUGUCUCAAAAAACCGCACACACAAAGAAUACUGACACAGAAAAGUGCAUUUGGACAUUGCCUUCUUCCUGUAGCUCCACUGUUUAAUGCUUUUCACAUCGGUGACUUUCACAGAAAACCAUGAGGUGGCCUUUUCAGUAGUCACAAUUUUUUUUACUUCUCAGGUUCAAGAAAUGCAAUCAGCUAGCCAGAGUUUAUAUCAUUGACACACAUAUGGAUUGAUAUGAGACACACAUGAUUAAUAUGAGAAUGAAAUCUGAUUUUUACUUUUAAGGUGUUUUUAAGUCUUAAGUUCUAUUUGAGCAUACCCAGAUACUAGUAUUAUCCUAUCGUAUUUUUAUCUGUCAACCGAUGUCAGUACUCAGCAUUUAUACAUUCCUUUGUGCAUUAUUCCAUCCUGUUUCUCUGAUUGACAUUGACGUCCAAAUUCAGUGUGAGUCCCUGGAGGUGUAGCUCAGUGGUGUGUAUGCUUAGCAUUGUUGCAGCUCUGGGCUCAAUCGUCUGUAUUAAAAAAAAAAUCAUAGUUUGAUACCAUGAAUUUUAUGUAGGCCCAACUAAAUUUUUUUUCAGGGCUGGCAGUUGAACCCAGGGCCUCCUGCAUGCUAGGUACCUGCUUUAGCACUGAGCCACACCACCAGCCCUGGUUUUUUGUUUUUGGGGGUUUGUUUGUUUUUUACUUUUUUGCUCCUUUAUGUGACAUGCCAUAUUAAUAAAAUGUUAGUAAAGAAAAACAUACCCAGAACAUGAGAAUGUUGUAUAGAUAUGCUAAUCAUCUUUUUCAUCUUUAUUUCAUGCAAUAAAAAUAUUUCGGCAUCAGA